Molecule: messenger RNA, 585 nt
Organism: Neohortaea acidophila
Lineage: Eukaryota; Fungi; Ascomycota; Dothideomycetes; Mycosphaerellales; Teratosphaeriaceae
Product: DNA polymerase delta, subunit 4-domain-containing protein
Exons: 3
Coding region: 1-585 (194 amino acids)
Biological process (GO): DNA synthesis involved in DNA repair; DNA-templated DNA replication
Cellular component (GO): delta DNA polymerase complex
Molecular function (GO): DNA-directed DNA polymerase activity
Source: RefSeq, a predicted model, not a curated record
AUGGCGCCCAAACGCCGCUCGCAAACGGCGGCAAGACGUACGACGUCCGCGCAGCAGCAAAGACUCUCCUUCCAAAGCAAAGUCACCAAACCCAGUAGUGCACAGCAAGCAAAGACCUCCAAGAAGGAUCCGGCAUUAAUCGACGAUAUCGCACGAGCGGAACUCCCUACCGCCGAUGCCAAGGAGGAAGCUCCACAGGCUGAAGAAGACGUCGCAGCAGAUCCUCUAUCCACCACCAGCCCCGCCGUAACCACCGCAGACGAAGCGAGCGCACGCAAGAUCAAGGACAGCCAGAUCAAGGCGUACUGGCGGGCGAAAGAGCAGGAGCGCAAGGCGCCGCGCGUGCAUCAGCAGGACUUGACGGUGUAUGAGAAGGUGCUGCGCGAGUGGGAUAUGAGUGGGCAGUAUGGGCCGUGUAUAGGCAUUGCACGCCUGAAGCGCUGGAAGAGGGCGAAUCUGCUGGGGCUGAAGCCGCCGGUGGAAGUGCUGGCGGUGUUGCUCAAGCAGCUGGACGAGGGGAAUGAAAAGGCGCAGACGGCGCAUGUGGAUGAAUUGAUGACGUCCAGAUUCACGACGGAGACAUGA